GUCACUGUCAUGAACAGUUCAAGUGAGUACAAGAAUGCCUCAAAGUAAAGGAACAGGUUACCUUGCGAACAGUUUUUGAACUAGGAUUAUGACGGAGUUGUCCAAGGCUGUACGGCAUAAAAAUGGUUGUUCGGUUCGCGAUAGACCUUAUAGACCUCACCUCAGACUCGGAGACCUUAACCGACCUUUUUCAAAAGCCCUCUGCUUUGGAAAGUCAUGAAGCUCAGUGGUUUGCUUGAGUCGAGGGAGACCUUGCUUGAGUAUGUUUUUGUGAAGCCUCAUGUCCGUAUACCCAUGAAUUGGUCAAAUUUUUCGACCUAUUUUCUUCCUCUCCUCGUCUCUUACUAUGCUCUUGCCGUGCUUGUUCAACUUCCGAGGACAUAUCUCUUUCGUCUUGCAUUGCUUCCCAUCACGUUGUGGCUUGCCUUUAGAGCUGGUGUAAACCUUGAUUUGUCCUGGGCUGACCCUCAGCGCUCUUUUUUGAACCAGGGACUGGUGCUGGGGAUGUAUACAAUUGCUAUGCGUGCGACUGCAUGGACAUUUUGCAAGGAGCCCUACCGACGAUCCAUUACAAAAUAUCACCAAAAGCAAACCGCAAGUUCUAGUCAGAAUGAUUCAUCCAAUCCAGGCUACGAUUCCAUCAGUUUCCAGCGUGCCCUACAAAAUGCUUGGGACUUGAUGGUUAACCUUCGUGGUAUUGGAUGGAGCUGGUCUCAAGGUCUGCACAUAGCCGAGGAAACUCGUCCUACAGAUUCUCGUUUGGCGUUUCUGGGAGUCAGUUUUGUGCGUUUGGUGAUAUAUGUCCUCGCUUUCGACGCAGUCUCCGCAAGCGUUCGUUCGUUCUCUCUGGAAACAUUUGGCUCUGCUAAAGGUGGCACCAUUUUCGACCCUUCACUUCCACCCAUACAUCGGUAUCUUAUCGCAUGCGCCGUCACAUUCCUAGCUGGAUGGACGGCCUAUUUAGUAAUUGAGCUAUUCUAUGUCCUGACAGCGAUACAAUUCGUGUUAUUAUUUGGACAACACCCCCAGCAGUGGCCACCCCUUUUCGACUCUCCUUGGCUGUCCACUUCACUGACGGAUUUCUGGGGAAAACGAUGGCAUCAACUUUUUCGCAAUUGCUUUGUUUCUGUAGGGUCUCAGCCCUUCUCCUAUCUUGCAGGGCGGGUUGGAGGAGUAAUGGGAGCAUUCCUUAUGUCUAGCAUCUUGCACGAUCUUGGUAUGCGGGCAAUGGAUCGCGGUCAAGAUUCAUUAUACAUAUUCGCAUUUUUCAUGAUGAAUGGUGUCGGACUCAUUCUCGAGCGUAUAUGGCUAAAAACAACAGGAAAACGCGUCUGUGGUAUCUUCGGGUCGAUGUGGGCUAUUGUAUGGUUGACUGCUUGGGGAACGCUGAUGAUAGAUGCAUGGGGUAAAAGAGGACUUAUCGGCUCGCAAUUCUUUCCUGAAGGUUAUAGACCAACCUUACUGCUCGUUGAUUUUGCUGCAAGGUUUGUAUGAUUUGGCGAUAAUCAUUUAGAAUCGAGGGACCUGGUACAACUGUUGUGCACUACUAUACUUUUCGUAAUCAAAUGAUACAUCGACUCCAGAAAAGUUUAACAUGCAUGCUGAACGAAGUGAAAUAGUAAACCGAAC
Messenger RNA from Serpula lacrymans var. lacrymans S7.9, 1629 nucleotides. RefSeq lists its product as uncharacterized. The record is from RefSeq and is a predicted model, not a curated record. Gene Ontology annotation, biological process: lipid metabolic process. NCBI's taxonomy places the organism in Eukaryota, Fungi, Basidiomycota, Agaricomycetes, Boletales, Serpulaceae. Bases 217 to 1494 code for a protein of 425 amino acids. The transcript has 5 exons.